This is a messenger RNA of Stegastes partitus (bicolor damselfish), 1273 nucleotides long. RefSeq lists its product as uncharacterized. The transcript is spliced from 7 exons. NCBI's taxonomy places the organism in Eukaryota, Metazoa, Chordata, Actinopteri, Pomacentridae. The annotation marks the transcript as partial. The record is from RefSeq and is a predicted model, not a curated record.
GUUGGGUCUUACCACUUCGCUCACUCGUUUGUUCGAGGAAACUGGAGGAACGAAGCAGAGAGCUCUUUUGCUCUUUUGGCCAAAUCGUGCCAUGACAUUGACCUAAUACAUCACUGGGCCGGAGCACGCAGGUGUGUGAAAGUGUCAUCGUUUGGAUCAGUCAGCCAUUUCCAAAAAAAACACAAGCCAACAGGUGCUGCAGAUCGCUGCCUCGACUGUCCAAUAGAAAAAGAAUGUCCGUACUCAGCAUGCAAAAUCUACCUGGACAAAGUGAAACGGGGUCACACCGGCUGGCCAGUAAAUGUCAUCUGCCCGAGCUCACUCCCAGACAUCGAGUCAGUAACUGAGGCACUGAGGACUGGACCAUAUGGCCGCUGUGUCUACGAGUGUGACAACGAUGUCUGCAGUAAUCAGGUGGUUAACAUGGAGUUUGAAGGUGGUCUGACAGCAGCUUUUUCCAUGGUGGCGUUCACUGAGGAGACUUGCAUGCGAAAAACAACCAUCUACGGCAGCAAGGGAGAGCUGUCAUACGAUGGCCAUGAGAUUCGUGUGUUCGACUUUCUGACCCAGAGAUCCACAAAGCACACAGCAGACAGUAAAGCUCACCAGACGUUCGGCAUGAGUGGACACGGUGGAGCCGACUACCACCUUAUAAAAGCCUUUAUUUCUGCUGUGGCGAAAAACGAUCCGUCCCUGAUUCGAUCGGGUCCUGAGGAUACGUUGCUGAGCCAUUUGCUGGUGUUUGAAGCAGAGCGCUCGCGACUGGAGGGCAGGGUGGUGUACUGUGAGGACAGUAACCAGAGCUAGAAGACUGCCAAACACUGUGAGCAUGUUAGCUCCCCUUAUAACCAAAACUUUAAUGCCAUCCAAGUGAUUGAAGAUGCUUUUAAACUGAUAGAUGAAGGAACAAAUCUGGAGGGCAGGGUGGUGUACUGUGAGGACAGUAACCAGAGCUAGAGGACUGCCAAACAUUCUGAGCAUGUUAGCUCACCUUAAAACAAACACUAUGAUGAUAUCCAAAUGAUUGAAGAUGCUUUUAAACUGAUAGAUGAAGGAACAAAUCUUGUGUAGUCAUGUAAUCAUUUCAGUGCUGUCAGUGUACUGUCAAUAACUUCAUGAUCAGUUGAUUAGUCAUGUUGUUAUCACUGCUUGAGAAACUUUCUGUAAAUAUUCAUGCCAGUUGAUCUUUCACUCCAAACAGAUUCUUGAAAUGCUCAGGGCUUAAACAACUCCUGUUUAACUACUGUAUGAAUAAAUUGCUUAUUUUCCACUA